Scleropages formosus (Asian bonytongue) is the source of this 5065-nucleotide messenger RNA. RefSeq names its product neuronal PAS domain protein 2 (gene npas2). Gene Ontology annotation, cellular component: nucleus; CLOCK-BMAL transcription complex; cytoplasm. Bases 1167 to 3821 code for a protein of 884 amino acids. Gene Ontology annotation, biological process: regulation of transcription by RNA polymerase II; circadian regulation of gene expression. Lineage: Eukaryota; Metazoa; Chordata; Actinopteri; Osteoglossiformes; Osteoglossidae. The record is from RefSeq and is a predicted model, not a curated record. Gene Ontology annotation, molecular function: protein dimerization activity; RNA polymerase II cis-regulatory region sequence-specific DNA binding; DNA-binding transcription factor activity, RNA polymerase II-specific. The transcript has 23 exons.
CCCACUGCGCCAUUACACCCCCUUUGGUCAAGGGUAGUUAUCCUUAAUUGCUUUGGUAAAUAUACUGUGGUACAAAUGGGUAAAACAACAGUCUAAGUCAGCUUGAAAAAAGGUGUCAGCAAUAUAACGGUCAAUAAUAAUGAUGUCAAAUGUAUUGUUUAGUCCUGUUUACUAUGGUUUUAUGCAGUUUAACGGUAACUUAUUGUUCCACUGGUCUACGUCAGGAAGGGUCAAUAUUCCCAUUAUUGUGUCUUUGUAUCUUGGGAAUUAACUGCCCAGCCAUUUUACUGUACGUCUCUCCUGCACAUUUAGAGCUCUUCUCAAUUUGUAUACGCAUUCCAUUCGAAAGCCAGCCUUUCGGUCUGUGUAAUUGUCUCCGUGAGCCUGGACGUCUGUGUGUUUCUGUGUACGGCUGUGUGUCUUUCUAGCCGUUCGUCCGCAUGAACGUGCUUGGAUUUGCCUGUAUGUGUGUGUCUGUGUUUUUCUGAGGCCAGAUUAGCAGAUUUCCCCGUGUACUUGUGUGUAUUCUUUGUCAUGAGUCAUGGUGUGUGUCCGUUUGUGUAUUUGUGUUUUACUACACGUUUGUCUGUGUCUAUAUGGCUGGACUCGUCCGUGUGUGUGUGUGUCUCGCUGUGUAACGUGUGUUCUUCCGUGUACCUGUGUGUCUUUGCGUGAGUGUGGCUGGAUUUGCGUGUCCGUGUACAUCUGUGUAUGUGAGACAUCCCUUGUGUGCUGUUGUGUGUGUAUUUGUCAUGGUGGUGCGCGUCUGUUUGCGUAUUUGUGUGUGUUUCUAUGUACGCGUAGGUUUCUCAGUGUGUGUGUGUGUGUGUGUGUGUGUGUGCACGCGUGCGCGGGCCCGGCGUUGAAUCAGGAGGAAUGGUGUCAGUUAUGUAAGGCCCACGGAGCAGUGAGAGCAGCGCGAGGUGCCUCUCGAGCCGCUCCUUCCUGCCGCCGCCGCUGCCGCUCCGUCUCUCUCCGUCUCUCCGCAAAGCUCCGCUCCGUCUCCGCGCCACCCGCCGCCGGCCUUGGUCUUCUGUGUGUCGUGGCCCAUUCCGGAAGCGGACAGGGGCAACGCGCCUUCACCACCACUGGGAGCUGCAGCCCCGGGUAGCGCGAAUGGGACAAGCGAGACCAGAGAGCGGGCCUAGACGGGUGUGGGAGUGAGGAUGGACAACCUUUCUGAGUUUGGGAGCCUCUGUCCGUCCAGUCGGAGGGAAUGGGACACUAGCAGUUGUGUGGAUGAUCUGCUGGAUGAAGAUGAGAAGGACAGGGCAAAAAGGGCAUCGCGAAAUAAAUCGGAGAAGAAGAGGAGGGACCAGUUCAAUGUCCUCAUUAAAGAGCUGUGCACCAUGCUGCAGAGCCAGGGUUACCCCCGCAAGAUGGACAAGUCCACCAUACUGCAGAAUACCAUCAACUUCCUGCAGAAACAGAAAGAGAUCUUGGCACAAACUGAGUCCUGUGAGAUCCGACAGGAUUGGAAGCCCUCGUUCCUCAGCAAUGAGGAGUUCACCCAGUUGAUGCUGGAGGCCUUAGAUGGUUUCCUUAUAGCACUUACGACAGACGGAAACAUAAUUUAUGUCUCUGACAGUGUUUCUUCACUUAUUGGCCAUUUACCGUCAGAUAUGGUGGACCAAAAUAUUCUGAACUUCCUCCCUGAACGUGAGCACGGGGAGGUCUACAAGCUGCUUUCAUCUCACAUGCUGAUGGGUGACCCCGUCGCUGCAGACUUCCUGGAGAAUGAAACGCAGAUUGAGUUCUGCUGUCAUUUAGCCAGGGGAAAUAUGGAUGCUAAGGAGCCCCCUACAUAUGAAUAUGUAAAAUUUGUGGGAGAUUUCAAGUUCCAUAACAGCGUGCCUACGUCUUCAAGCAACGGCUUCGAGCUGGCUUUGCCACGGACCCUGCAGUCCUCUGCUGAGGAGCAAGUCUGCCUGGUUGCCACCGUCCGACUCGUCACCCCACAGUUUCUGAAGGAUCUGUGUAACGUCGAUGAUCCCUGUGAUGAGUUCACAUCUCGACACAGCCUGGAAUGGAAGUUCUUGUUUUUAGAUCACAGAGCUUCGCCGAUUAUAGGCUACCUACCUUUCGAAGUUCUGGGAACUUCUGGCUAUGAUUACUACCAUGUGGAUGAUCUGGAGCUCAUUGCCCAGUGUCAUAAGCAAUUGAUGCAGUUCGGGAAGGGCAAGUCCUGCUACUACCGCUUUUUGACCAAAGGUCAGCAGUGGAUCUGGCUGCAGACACACUACUACAUCACCUACCAUCAAUGGAACUCCAAGCCCGAGUUCAUCGUAUGCACACACACUGUGGUCAGCUAUGCCGACGUGCGGACAGAGAGACGACGAGAGCUUGGGCUUAAGGAAACGUUGUCUGAAAUGGCCUCCUCAUCCGUUAAGCAGGAUCACACUGUGUACCUGGACAUCAACCCCCCCACGGAGGCACCAAAAGAGCGCGUGAGUGGAACCCGGUCGGUGUCUUCUCACAGCUCCCGCAGGUCCUCCCACACCGCCAUGUCCGACUCAGCAUCAAAUUCCUCGGUGAGAUACACAGAAGCGAGCACACCACCACGGCAGUCUGGACCCAUCGGACCUGAGAAAGCUGCAUCCAGAAUUCAGCCGAGCAGCUCAAAGGCUUUGGCACAGAGGCAGAACUUCUCGUCCGAUCUGCUGCCCCAGCCGAGCAUCCCCCUUUCACCUACCAGCAGUCAGCACUCUGUCACGCAGCCGAUGUACCACUUCCAGGCGCCGCAGCUAGGCGUCAUGCAUCAGCUGAAGGAGCAACUCGAGGAGAGGACUCGGGUCCUGCAGGCAGACAUCAAGACCCAGCAGCAGGAGCUGCACAGCAUCAAGGAGCAGCUGCAGCGGGUCAACAGCUCCAACCUCCAGAUGUUGCUGCAGCCGGUAUCAGUGGGAUUCAGCCAGGUGCCACAACCAGAGCAGAUCCUGUCCGUAGCCACCCAGCCAGCGCAGCCCCCAGCCAUGAGGCAGGCCUCCAGCCAGGCCAAGAAGCCACGCUGCGGACCCCAUGGUGCCUCGGCCCACCCUCUCCUAAGGGACCCCUGCGCAUCCUCUGCUCAGGUACAGCCGCGCCCCGUGAGGAGCUCCGCCCAGGUGCAGGCCAUCAGCCUGCCGGUGCAGACCCACACCAGCCUGACCAUGCCGCUGUACAGCAACCCCAUGAUGUUUUCCCACACGAGCGGGCGCCCCCUGCAGGAGGUCAGCCAGAGACACCUCGACGGGGAUUUCAGCCAAGACGGACAGCUACGCAUGCUGCUCAACCAGCCCAUGCAGACCAUGAUGCCGGAGAGCAGCGCGAACGUGCAGAACUCCCUGUGCAGCACAUCCAUGUCGCAGACCAAAUCAAAUUGUUACUUUGAACAAAAACUAGCUGAUCAGCAACUAUUGCUAUUACCUGUGAUGGACUGGUGUACCCCACCUCGUGUUUCCAAGACAGGAUACACUCUGGAGCAGCAGAUGAUGGGGCCACCGCUGCCUGUUCAGCAGGUGAACUGCAACGCCGUCAUCGUGCCCUCACCCGUCUUCACGUCCCCCAUCGUGAUCCCCCACAACAGCUUCAUCUCGCACCAGGCGCAACCCACCUACCUGGCACCGGGCCAGGUGUCGCAGGACCCAAUUCAGCUGCAACAGACCCAGCCCUUCUUCCAGCAGAUGCAGUCUCAAACCCUAUUCCACGCUGCCCACGUCCCACAGCAAAGCACGAUGGGAUACAUCCAGCAGCAGCAGCAGCAACAGCAGCAGCAGCCGCAUCGGCACUCCCAGAACCAGACUGGCAGCCUUUCAGACUUCCGGAACAUGCUCACACGGUAGCCCCGGGCAACCAAGGGUGUUGGGGCAGAGGGUUGGACCCCCCCCAGAUGUGAUGGUUGUGUAUUCUGUGAUGAGACGCAGAAGGAUACCCGAAGCAGAGAGCCACCCGGCUCCAAUACUGCGGGUCUCGGUGCACCAGGCCAAAGCCCCCGUCCUGCGAAAAAACCCGGAAACUUGCAAUCUCCUCGCGGUGGCCUUACUUUGAAUAAGGUACUGCCUUUGUUCUGAUGCGCGAAUAGUACUACGUUCUAUUUUUGUAUUUCGCACGGGUGUGAAGCAUGGGCCGAGGCGGCCUGCUCAGGUUCGAGGAUUUCUGAUCAGGCCCAAGCUCUGCUCCAGGAAUGCUGCGUAGAGGCACCAAAGCUCUGCACGGCUCCCACCUCCAACACGUAUGUCGAGGCACACGGAAGUGCUACGCUGGUGACCACGUCGCAAGCAGGUGCCACGGACGGACGUUGGGCAUCCCGUUUUGAUCCAGUUCUGCUUUUUGUACUGUAGCUUUACGACAUAGUUGUAACCGCACGUCCUGUAACCUGUUGUACAGCGCCGAGCGACAACAGAGCACCGACCGCUUUGGUGGGGAAGCACACGGUGGGUUCCAGAGUACCAGUGUCAGUGACUUGAAUUAAAAAAUUGCACAACGUAUUGUACCACUGGGCUCCCACUGCGGAUUCUGAGGCGGCAGGGAAGCCAAGUGCUCUCACUUUACACUUCACACAUUAAAUGACAACAGAUGACGUUGCCUUGCGCGCGGUUGAGCGACCGCGGUGUUGACAGGCAAAGCAGAGAUGCAGAUUAACUCAACACCAACCCAUCAUGGCGAUCAAAGAGCGGCGCAUAACGGAUGAUUAAAAUAAAUUUCAAAAUUGGGAUCUGAAAGAAUACACGUGGUUUGACCUUUAAAGCAGGAAGGGCUGUAAACUGUGAGGUCACAUGUGCUCUUUGGCCAAACUGAACGUGUCUGUCCAAUUACUAGUCCAUCAGCAGAUGCAGUCCUCACUUGCUCGGUUCCUCUGGUUUUCACUCAGAAGGAAGUAUCUCACAGCAUGUUCUUCAGCAAAAAUUUUGACCAGAAUAAUAAUCAUAAUAAUGAAUUAAUUAUUAUAUAUGGCACCUUCAGACUGAGCUUUUGAAAGCCCUUUUACUGCAAAAAGAUGGUACGGUAAUAAGCAAGUAAUAAGCUGGUAGCGUAGUGGUUAGAGCUGCUGCCUUUGGGUCCAAAGGUUGCAGGUUUGCAUCUCACC